Solea senegalensis (Senegalese sole) is the source of this 4707-nucleotide messenger RNA. Its product is annotated as protein shortage in chiasmata 1 ortholog. Bases 1 to 4380 code for a protein of 1459 amino acids. Lineage: Eukaryota; Metazoa; Chordata; Actinopteri; Pleuronectiformes; Soleidae. The transcript has 27 exons. Gene Ontology annotation, cellular component: condensed nuclear chromosome. The record is from RefSeq and is a predicted model, not a curated record. Gene Ontology annotation, biological process: resolution of meiotic recombination intermediates. Gene Ontology annotation, molecular function: ATP hydrolysis activity; single-stranded DNA binding.
AUGUUUAUUGUUGCCAAGAACAACAGCUUUAAACCUGUGGUCACUAUAAACUCAGCUCUGCAGGUGCACAUGUCUGAAAACAACACAUGUUUAAUGCCUCAGAUUUUCUCUACAAUCAGAUAUAAAGCACUUGACUAUGUGUUUGAAAUGACCACCAGUUUGAAAGUUAUGAUGAACUUGCUGGCUCUGCCAACACCUUAUUUAAUGAGUACACAUGACGUGUACCCUCACAGUGGUAAAGUGCCUGAGGUCACCUACAGAACACCGUGGAUCAGAGGAAAGGUAAUCUCCACUUGCAAACUUUUUGUCAGUGGAUCUGUGCUUGACGACCUGGGUGCAAUAAACCAACCAGUCAAUUCACCAGAAAGAUUCAAUGCAACUCUAAAUGGGGUGAAUGGGGAUGUGGAGAAAAUAACCAGUUCUAAUCCCAACUUCAUCAAAGAUAUAGAUGAGGAUACUUGCAACUCAGAAGAGUUGCACAUCAGUGAUCAAUGUUCAGAAUCAUUUUUCAAGUGGACAGUGGCUCAGAUGUACCCUGAAAAGCAGUACAACUUUAACUCAGCAGAAGAGGUCAUAGUUGUUGAUUACCUGCCAAAAUUCAAGCGACAUCUACCCACGCUGAAAGCCAAACUUUCCAGGCUGAGGACUCUUCCUGUGGUCGAUCCACUGCUGAGCUCAACAGGAGACACCAUCUCUGAGGAAUCAAUAUUCAGUGGUCAAAUAGAUGUUGCUCCUGAGCUGCUGGAGGAACAGCUUCCAGUUGUGGAUGUGCUUCAUCAAGCUGCCCUUUCAGAUGCAUCAGUAUCAGUGAAUAAAGCCCAGUUUGACUUUGAUAAGGAGCACAGUGAAGAAUGCGAGAUGAAUGGAUGCCUGAUGGAUCCAGAUUUAAUUCGACAUCUCGUGCUUCCAUAUGAAAUGGAGCUGGACGUGACUCUGUCACCAUCUCCAAAAAAAGGUCACACCUAUCUCUGCCUGUCCACUUCUGAACUCAAGAAGAAAGCAUUGUCACAGCUUGGCAGACAAUGUUUGGUGUCAUCGAGAGCUCAAAAAGAAAUGGAGAGGGCAUGUUGGAAAGCAGAGAAGCAUCUAAACUUUGUGGUGGGCUUACUGUUGGCAGAGCCUCCGAUAUCUGUGCCAGCAAUCAACUACCAGCCUCUACCCGAGGCCUUGAAAGUCAUAAAAUCAGAAAGACAAGACUUUUUAUGUGCUGGUGGUGAACUGGAGUCACAGCUGAGCACAGGAGUCACACAUGAGUUCACUGAGAGCAUGAUGACUGGGUUUCCCACGAGUGAAGUGGAAAAGAUGGAAGACUUUAAGAAAGUGUCACCGGGACAUGUCCUAUCCACAGUAAGACCCGUCCUGAUGAGUCCUACAAAGAAUACUCUGUUAACUCACAUGAAGAAACCUGAAGAUGCUGCUCUUCAAGCAGAGGCUGCUAGAGAUAAUCGUCAACAAAAAGAAAUCACUGCUGACAUGUCUCAGAACACCCUUCUGCAAAAUGUCAACACAAACAAUGAGGAAGUAAAAAUGUCAAAACCUGCUGCUUCCGCAAACGCCAAAGAUCCCAGUCCUAAAGUGAGGUUCUCCGAUUUGGCAGCUUUGUCUUCUGCUCAUAAGAACAACACCGUUACAGGUGGUAAUGACUUUCAGACCAAGCACAGUUUCCUCCCUCCAGAGCAGGCUGUGUCCACCACCCUGAAAAUAAGAGAUAAUCUCAGUCAUCAGCCAAUUACUAAACGUCCACCAGAAAAGGACCUUGACCCUCUCUACACCUUCAUGAUACUUAGAUCCCAGCAGACAACUCCAGUUACUGCAGCACCUCAGAGAUCAGCCAGUACUCCAGCACCACUGGAAGCUUCAUCACAGCCGCAACCUCCUCCAGAGCAGAUACAAAUAUCGGAGAGGAGAUCAAUUUAUAUGGGUGGUACCGUGUCAGGAAAUGCCUCUAGAGUGCAGGAGUCAGCCGGUCGGUGGAAAGUCAUCAGUCAUGCAGUCAGUCAGGAGAAACCAGACAGCAGAGUAAUACAGCUUCAAGCUACAGACAGCCAGCAGCAUGCCUACUGUGAGCUGCUGGCCAUCGCUCAGCCUUGUUUGAACUCUGUCAGACAGCUGGGCCUCAACUUCCCUGUGUGGGGGGACUUCAGCUGCCUAGCCCCCGACCAAACACGCUUCAUCCUCAAACAGCAGGAGAAGGCUCUGUGCAGAAUAAAUGCUUCAAGCCCAGAGCUGAUCAAAGAACAGGAACUGAUUUUCAGAAAGGCCACUCUGAUUCAUGUGCUGGUGACAUCCAAGGAGCUGCUGCUGAAGUGUGACCUCAGUACUGCACUGGCAUACCUUAGUAAGGCAGCUGAGGCAUGUUUGGAGCAGAGUUUGGAGCAGCUGAUGAAGAGGCUGCAGAUCAUCCUCUUCCUCAGUCGCAAGAACAAGGAGUCUGACCUCAAACUGCAGGAGCUGCAGCAGCUGCUGGCUUCAUGGCUGCACAGCGGGAAAGGGCAGAGCAACAUGGACAAAAUUCUUGUCAUAUUAUCAACUGACCCUGACAGCAACAGAUCUACAAUCACCAACAUCUUGAGUCAAGUUGCCGGUGCUACGUUGACUGUCCUGAGUCCUGGGGGGAAUAAGUCCAAAGUGAAUGGUGCCAGUGUGGUCAGCAGUGUGUCUGACAGUGUGUGUGCAGUGGUGUUUGAGCAGCACAUAGGUCCAGACUUCCCCUGGAACAGUUUCUGUCUGGUGGUGGAGUACGACUCUCCGGGCCAGUCUGCGUGGUCCACAGUCUGCAGAGAGAGGAGCAUCAGUCACCUUACCUUCAGCACCAGCAUCACUGACACUGCGAAGGAGAACUGUCUGGAAGACAGCGUGCCUUAUGUGCUGCUUGUGACAGGAGAGCUUCUUAAUUGUCCACUGCUGCUACAAACACUGGAGUCAGAGUUUAAUAUAACCGUGUUGGAGAGGAGCCACUGUCCAUCCCUGCAGAUACUUGGUGGGACUCAACACUAUUCUGUGGUCACAGUGGAUGAAAGUACUGCUAUAAUAGUUCAGAAGCAGGAUGAGCUACAUCAGGAACGAGCCAGUGAGGGUCUGGUGAUGAGGCUGACCGCUCUCUCUCUUCAGUAUAGCUGCUGUUGGUUGAUCCUGCACUGCCCGGACAUCCACGGAGGAGGAUUCUAUGGCGAAGCCUUCAGCAACUUGGUGUUGGUUUAUUCUUCUCUGGUGCUGUUUGGGAUGAAGUCCAAGGAUCUACAGAUCAAGGUUCUGAUAGUGUCAGAGGUUUUGGAAAUUGCCAAGUGGAUCAGUCGGCUCUGCUUCCACAGCCUGAUGUCCAGUGACAGGGAUCCUGUCGGUUACCUGGACAGAGACUGGUUGAGUGUGAUGCCUUCACAGGAGGAAGAGUGUCUGUUGCAGUUCCCAUGCAUUAACUCUCUGGUUAGUCAGCUCAUGUUGAGGAGAGCGCCAACCCUCCAGUGGUUGCUUGGAGCCUCGCUGCCACAGCUGAAUGAGCUCCUCCCUGAAGUGCCACACAAAGUCCUCAAGCUGUUCAGUGACACCACUUCCCUUUACACACUGACCACACCAUUCACCCAGCUAAAGUCUCCGACAGUGACCACAGACCCAAACCAACAAACCUUCCAACCGCAUCGUUCCACCUCCCCUCCUCCUCAGCAGCCAUUCUCUUACCAUCACAACACCAACGUCCUGUUUACACCUGCGAGUACAGGGAGCAGCUUCUUUGACCAAGACCCAGACCUGAUAUUGCAAGACGAAAACAAUGACUUCAGACUGGACCCUAGUUCCUUUGGCAAUCCAGAUGGUUUCCUGCAGAGCAGCUGGCCCAGUGGGGAGUUCUGGGGAAAGGAGGAGACGUUUUCAGGAUGGAGAAGCACAACUGGAGCAGUCGGAAGAGUUAUCAGGAGAGUCAACAACGAAUGGAAACUUGGGCCUCCACUAAACCUCAGCGGCAACACUAGCUGCCUUUACAACACCGAGGACAGUCCUCUCAAGCUGGACUCUGCCCUCAGGUCAAGUCCAGUCCUGCAGCAGCUACCUGAUGUCAACACUCAAAUGCCAACUUACUCUUCUGUCCUCAGUGACCUCCAGCAUCCUAACAGCCACCACAUCACCUGCAGCCUGCUGAGCCCUCCCACUGGAGUCACACUGUGGAGUCCACAAAGAAGUGGCCAAGGCUGCCGUUCUAACAGCAGCAGGAUAAAAGCAAUUUCACCCAAGUAUGGCUCCAAAUGCUGGAUAGGAGGAGAGCGGAAGAGGAGUGGGGAGGCUGCAGACGUGGCUGGAACAGAACUGACGCCUCUGAAGAAGGGCAGGCUGAGCUAUGAGAGGGUUCCGGGCAGAAGUGACGGACAGACAAGGCUUAAACUAUUUUAAAUGCAAAUGCUUUGCUCCGCCUACAAGAAUGAAAUCUUUAUAGUUUUGUUCAAUUCAUUGUUGCAUUUCAGCCUUUAAUUACAUUGUAAAUGAUGAGUUUCGAAUUUUGGGGAGCACAUUUCUACAUUUUAUAAGCAACAUUACUGUUUUCUUCUAAAUGUAGCUUUGGUGAUUUAUUUGUAUGUAAUCGUUUAGAACUUAAAUUGCACCAAGUGCUGACAUAAUUACAUAAUACUAAUGAAAAGCCGAUAAUUAUAAUUAAAAUAUAGUUUUGGUCUUAGGUUUGUUCCAAAGCACAAAUGUACUAAUUUAUUAAAUCAAAACGUG